AUGUCUAAGCAUGAGUAUAGGCGUUUGUUGCUUGACAUCAACAAGAAAAUAAAUGCGAAUGAACUUAAAGAUAUGGGCUACUUGUGCAGCGACGACUUGCCAAAGGGCACCAAGUGGGACAGUUUUGACAAUGCACUCGCGUUGUUUGACGUACUUGAAAGGACGAAUCGUCUAGGAAUUGACAACACUCAAAUUCUGAGAGGAAUGUUGGAAAAUUUACCGAAGAAACAGCAGUUGGUCAACAAGGUGAAGGACUUUGAAAAUAAAAGGAAAGGUAGGUAGUGGUUAGAUUUAUACGCAGUAAGUAGUUCAGUAUUCAAGGCGGAAGUUAUCCAAGAACGUCUUGUUCUAAUGGUUCAACGGUACAGGAAAGAGCAGAAUAUGGCCGGACUUUUCUUUUCUUUUUUUUUGUUUCCUCCACCCAGCAAUAAGGCCCGUUUCAAACGUCGUGCUAUUGCCGUGCCGAACUCAAUUGAUCUAAUUAAAUUCGACUUUAGCACGGCAGUAGCGCGACGUUUGAAACCAAGUCGUGCUUAUUAAAUGCCGUGUAGCAUGGCAAGCCUUGUCGUCUGAAAUCAAGUCAUGCUAGUGUCUUGCUGCAGUCGAGCUACAGUCGAGUCAGCUUAGCACGGCAGUAGCAGGCCGUUUGAAACAGGCCUAAAAUAGCUUUACCUGAAAGACAGGUGAAUUUAAUUUACUACGUUAUGCCCGUCACUGUUAUAUCAUUGUAAGAUUUCUGUGGAAAUAUUAUGCAAAUUUAGUCUUUAUAUUGUGCGGCCCAGGUCGUCGUGAGUUUGGCACUGGAUGCAUUUAUACCGGCCGUACAAAUCUAAAGUGUAAUAUCAUAUCAGGUUUUUCGACCACGUCUUAACUGCGCCCGUUUAAGUGAACUAGCUUUACAUUUGUCGUUGAUUUCAAUUGAUGCUAUAAACUCUACUAAUUUCAGCCCAAUCAUUCGGUAUCAUUUCUUCAUUGAAGCGUGCUGCAGGAGCCUUAAGUGGAGGUAGGUCAGACAAGGUUGUUUAUGUAAAUGUACCUACUAUAUUUGAACUCGCUUAUAGUAACUGCCGCUAGAGCUUUGUCGUUCUGUAGUUGAAAAAUGGCUCCCGUAUGACCACGGGAACGUAAAGGCCCAUUAUUAUCAGAUUUUUGAAAGACCACGAACUAUGCCUCGGUAUGUUUUUCAAUGUAAGAUUCCAUACUUAUACGGAUCCGGCCAAAUUUUUGAACGGACAAAAACUUGCACUGACUCGCCUUUCGUUUACACAGGAUCCGCCAAUUCAUGCAAGUUUUGGAAAGGUAAACAGUAUUGCAGUCUGUAACAGAAUUUGCAUGGUUCUGUGUUAAUGGGUUGCUCAGGUAGAAAAAUUCACUGAAAAAUUUGCCCGGAACCCGUAUAAACGGGGUCUAAGAGGGUGUCCCGAUCAGGAUUUGUGCGUCAAAUUACUUCGGAGGAUCCUCUAAAUCGCAGCGCAAUGCUGUAUGUAACGUGGAGCACAAUUCUAAAAGCGUCUUUUGCUAUUUUGUAAUUGCAGUAAACAGUAACCAGAGUGCAAAAUGUAAUAGAAAAGAUCUUUAUGCUAUCCUUAGUUAUUGAAGCCUUCAAAAAGUCGGUUAUGUUCCUCUGCACACCUUUCGGAAAUCGUCUGAUCGUUGUUUGGUAUUCAAUGACUAGGCUUUAUAUCAUCUUACAUAUAGCUCACCAACCAGACUAGACAGGAUUCACCCUGUCCAAAUUCACCUGAUCGGGAUUCGGGAUUCACCUGAUAACCGCAGUGUCCGUGAUAAAGAGGUUAAGUUGAUAUGAAUUUUCUCUGGGGGCGAGAUUUUUGUGUCCGUUGUCCGUGUGAGAGAGAGUGCGUAUUAGGGAGAGUCCGUAUUAUAGAGAGACUGUCCGAAAUAGAGAGGUGUCCGUACCGAGAGGUUCGACUGUAACUACAUUCCGGUUGUUUAUUAAUGAGAACAGUGCAGUGAAUGCAAUGUACGGUGUAUUUGUUAUUACGCCCCUUAAGUCACGAAGAAGAUUUGAGCCUGCCCCGGUAAUACGGCCAAUUUUUCAGUUUUGGCCCAUUAGUGACCGUAUUAACGGGGUUCCACUGUACAAAGAAUAAAGAGUUGUUGUUGUCGUUCUUAAAGGAGCUAUGUCACGAGGAUAAUGCUGUUUUAGGUCAAUUCUGUGCGGAAGUCAUUUCAUUGUGCCUUUACCCAUACACAAAAUGAUCCUGUAGAGUUCUCAAGAAGUUAUCAAUCAAAUUUCAGCAGGGAACAAUAACCAUUAUAAUUUUUUUUGGUGAUUUCCGCACGUGUAGCAUUUUCACUUAAUUGAAAACAUUGGCCCAACUUUUCAAUCCAUGUCCAUCCUUGCCAUCCGUGGUAACAAACUAUAGGUGAACAGUUUCAAUGCCCAAAUAUAAUCUAAAAAACAGGACCAUUAUUUUUGGAAUUCAAUUGAAACUCAAUUCAAUUGUUUCUUGGCUGUUGUUUUUACAGCGGUUAGGAUGGUAUGUAAUUUCCGCACGCUUGCUGGUGGUGUAAUAUUGGUUGGCAGUGGCCUGGCUUUGCGAAGUUGCUCCAGUUUUGAAGAAUACAGUGAUGUCUUCAACAAGGUUGUUUUGCCUGCCUUUACCAAGCUUGUUGAGCUGAGUGAAAGCUCUCUCUGCUUUACAGUGCUAGCAAAAACCCCGUCAGCUUUAAAAGAGUUAUGGGACAUUUACAACAACCAGACAUUGAAGAAUCGUCUUCAAAAUUUCCUUCUAACCGAAGAAAUCAAACAACUGGCAAGUGGGGAAGAAAUGGAGGUGACAGUUUAUAUCGAUGAAAAGGAGUAUAGAGAAGCUUAUCUUGAUCUCAUGUUCCAAAAAAAUCAAGGUAAGUGAGAAUAACUUUUCUUGUAUCUUCACCAGUGAACGCACUGGGGGACUGGGGCUGGAGUUUCGGGCCUCUUUAUUUAUUGUUUAUUUUGGAUAUAAUAGUUUUAAAUCUGGCUGUUGCUUAAACCAGUCUAGUAUGAAUCCAGGUACGGCAUCAUUUGAUCUCACAGGCAACCUACACUGUAAAUAUACCAAAGGGUUGUUCAUGUCAUCUUGCGCAGUGACGUAUGUUACCAGUCAAGCAAAAAUUUUAGUGCGUCAGAAGAAAAUGUUGCUGUUCAGUAAUAAUAAUGAUAAUAAUGAGUCUUUAUUUCAUCAAAAGAUAAAACUACAUAUCUUGCGUUACAAUAAUACGGAAGAUAAAAAACUAUGAUAAAAAUAUCUACAUAUAUAUAUAUAUAUUAAAAAAGUAUGUCAUUACAAUAAAUGGAGCUUAAAAAUCAACAUUUACAAAGGAGUUCAUAAAACGCUGUGUAUUAAUUUUCGGGAGCGCGCAGCCUUUUGUCCUAAGAUUGUGUACAUAAGUCUUCUGGACAGGAAUGAUAUCUUUCAGGGGGUGGCAAUCCGUUGAUAUUAAUUUCUUUAAAAUGUUUCGGUCUUGUUUAUUUAAAAGAUCCUUGAUAGAAACCGGGAAUGAUAUAAAACGGCGUUUAUGGCAUCGGGUUAAAAAUUUUGUAUAACCGUGAGAUCGGACUCCGAUGCCCCAUAGACUGAAAACGCAUAGCUAAAAUUAGAUAAAACAAUAGAUAUAAAAAGGUAAUCUAUCUCUGCCUGAGAGUAGUGUUCUUUUCUUAGUGUUCGUAGGACGUGUAAACACUUGUUUGCUUUGACAAGCUUGGUUCUUACAUGCUCAUUAAAUUUCCCGUUACUCUGUAGAGUUACUCCUUGUAAAACGAAGCUGUUACAUUGAGGAAUAUUGUUAAUUGGAGAGUGGAGUACAUUGUGAUUUUUCUUUCUAACAACCAGCUCUUUACAUUUACAAGGGUUGCAGACCAUUUUAUUGUCUUUACACCAGGUUAAGAUCUGUCCUACUAAGUCGGCAGACGGGUCGCGGUCCCUAGUGAUAGGCGAAAGAAUAGUGGAAUCAUCGGCAUAUUUAAAAAGAACAGGGCAACCGUUAAAGAAAAUCUCCAAGUCAUUCAAAAAUAUAUUAAAAAGAUACGGUCCGCUUACGCUACCUUGCGUGUUGUCUUGCAUAGAUGAAACUGUGAUACCAAUUGAUAAUGUACGGAUGUAGGGGUAGCUGUUUCAGUUUGGCAGACAAAAAUAGUAUGGUUCACAAAAUCGAAGGCCUUACUGAAGUCCAUAGUAAAAAUUCGCACUGCGCUACAGUCAGCACCAGACAUACAAGCAUUUAGACAGUAGUGGAUAGCGAGCAAAGCAUUUGUGCAAUUACCCGCCUGUCUAUAAGCAAAUUGGGUGUGGCUCAGAUUGUUCUCAAUGACUGACUUUGCUUGCGUAUGAUACACGACCUUCUCAAACAACCGCGCAAUAACGGGAGUAACAUUGAUACCACGGUAGUUUGAGUCCUCUACAGGCAUGUAGUUGUUUGUAAUAUCAAUUUUUUCAUUCGAUGUGAAUUAAUUAGAUAUGUGGUUUUAUCUGUCUGUUUUUUUUUAGUUUUAGAAUUAAUAUGUGAAUAAAUGGUGAAUAAUAGAAGUUACAGAGACUAUAACAAUAUAAGGCACUAGUCAUUUUUUUCAUCGAUCCAUUGAAAUGGAAAUAUUUUUUCUGCUUUAGUGUAAAUUUGUUAAGGAUGUUGCAUCUCGUAAAAGAACCCUGAGUGGCAGUCUCCUAUACAGCCAUUAUAUUGGGUCGUCACAAAUAGCUCUUGCACAAAAUAUAACAGCUGCUGCGUAGAAGAUUGGAAGGAAAAGUCUUUGAGGACAAAAGGAAAGCCUAAGUUCAAACACUGAAAACGUUUUCCGUAGUCAAAUAUUUCAUGUCAGGUAUAUAAUCGGUUUCGUUCUUUCUUAUCCUUUUCGACAGCUGCUGAUAACAUAAACCAGGAAGGUGGCAGACGUCGACGGAACUCGGAUUCAUUUCUUUCUCUCAACCGAAAGGAGGAUGAAGUGACUUUGAUGCUACUGAACCAGGCAGAAAAUAAAUGGAAUUUCAAGAUGCAAAUUCUUGAAGUUGAGAUUGACAAACUAAAACCGGAGCUCGCGAUGUGUGGGGAAGAUGGUAAGAGUAUAAACAAGUGUAAGAGUAUAAACAAGUGUCAACCGCCGCCUGGUUAGCUCAGUUGGGAGAGCGCCGGUCUGCUGAGUGGGAGGUCGCGGGUUCAAACCCCGGCCGGACCAACACUUAAGGUCUUUAAAUAACUAAGAAGAGAGUGCUGCCUUUGUAAUGACAUCUGCAAAUGGUUAGACUUUCUAGUCUUCUCGGAUAAGGACGACGAACCGUAGGUCCCGUCUCACAGCACUUUCACUGAUUUGUUCUUGUGGGACGUAAAAGAACCCACAACACUGUUCGAAAAGAGUAGGGGACGUAGACCCCGGUGGUGUGGCCAACCUUUACGGGUUAUGAGAUUGGGUAGGGAUGGCACCUUGCAUGGGACCUAUGAGUCCCGUUCGUGCCUAUUCCCUCUGGGCAGGCCUGUGGCCAAAAAAGUUUGUAAAACUUAAAAAAAAAAAAAAAAAAAAACUUAUAAACUAAUGACGUAGAUAAAAGAUUCGCUCAAGUUCUGCAAACCCUAUCUCAGACUACCUUUUCCUGGUGUUAUUCUAAGUGAUGAGCAAAAUUCGUAUAAUAUUGUCCAUAUAGCUGGAUAGAUUACAUUCUUGAUAAAAACAUGUCACAUUCUUACGCCUACGAUGAAGUCUAUGUACGUUGUUAAGAGGCAUAACCGUAGCAGGUAUACUGCCAUAGUUCGAAUUUCUGUGCAACUCCUAAGCCUUAGUCCUGUUUGGUGUAUAUAUUAAAUCAAGUCUGUAAACAAACUAAUAAACGGUCUUAGUCAGUCUUGAGUGGACAGCAAAAGGGAAGUUUCUUCAACUAGAGUAACAAGAGUAACUAGAGUAUUCUAUCGUUUUGUCACAUAUUUAAGCCUCUAACAUGUAGACAUUGUCGGUAUGGCAAAGUUAAAAUAAAGCAGUACUUCUCUUAAAAUUGUAUAUUCAACAGAAAUUGCCAAAACCAUCAUAUAUAAAUAGAUAACAGAUUAACAGGUUAACGACCCCACCCACCAUAAAGUCAAAUCAACUUCAAAUGUUCCUCAAAAGAUGCAUGACUCGUACAUUAGUAGGAAAAACGUUAUUCUGUUUAUCUUCCAAACUACGUUACAACACACAACAUGAAAAUAAAUAGCAACUCAAUCACAAGGUCAGUAGAUGCUCUGACUUAUAUAUGGAAUAAACCAAUCAUGGGGACCACGUGCCUACCCCCUCGUCAACUACAUCAUCAUGUAUCUUCCGUCUAACUGUAGAUUUAUUUUAUUGCUAAAUAAAGAUAUAACUUUUUUUCACAGCUGGAGAGGAUGAAGACCUUCAGGGGCCUCAAAAUGGACAGUCUGAUUCAGAUUUUUAUUGUAAAGGAAGAAGUGAAGAAAUCAGAGAAAGCGAAGUUAAACAGGAACAAUCUCUAGGAGAAGAGAAAUAUUUUUUCAUUCAGAGAUAUCUUGAGCGGGUACACGACACAUACAGUGUUGGGACAUUCUCAGGUGAGAGCGGAUUCGUGACAGAAGGAACAGCAUCUGAAGCAGGACAUUUGGAAGACAGAGCUGGUAAAUAUUAAACAACUAUUGAAUUAUAUUCGUAUUUCGUGUAAUGUGAAGAAUUGUACAGAAGGAGGGGUAUAUUUUCAGCUUCAGCAGGUAGGAUGUCAACAUCAAUCGAAAUCAAGGUUUAUGGUAUUUUCGGCCCCCAAUCUUUAUUUCAACCUUUAGAUUUUAUUUCAAAAUUGCCGAGAAAAUGUUUACCAUGUAACACAUUUGUAGUGUUUAGACAUUUCGUUACUGUUAUAAUAGUUAUCGGUGCGCAAAGAAUCAUGGUUAUUUAACAUGGCGUUCUCGUUGGUGUGGAUUAAAGAACCGGUUGAGUUUAUAUGCACUUAUCUGUGUAUUAACAGGCCAACAUUACAUUUGGCGACGAGGAUGGUUUUCCAAGGGUUCAAAGAUUAAAUACGUGAAAUAAUUUUUAUCGAUAAGAAAAUCAUGUGCGCGACUGGAACACUCGAAAAACAAGGAGUAACUCAAGCGCACAAUCGUCCACCAACUCUGGCGGGGCGAGUUUAAACCAGAUCCUGGAGGUCCGUGGCCUCCCCUGCUUUGACCCGUUGUCUGUUCGAUGGAAACGGCGGAAACGUGCUUUUAACAUGUGUGUGGUCUCAAAGGGAAUGAUCAAGAAGGUAGCAUUGAGACUACAUUUAACGACUGCUUAGCAGCCCUGGAUAAUUAUUUUACGCCAAUAGUAAACGUUCCCUUUGAGCGACACUCAAGCUGUUUGCUUAUGGCCAAACCAAACCAAUUGAGGUUAGUGGAACUUUUGAAAGUGAAAUAAAUUGUGAAGAGUCUGGAGAAAAGUGCGUGGAUGAGUUUACUGUUGUUGAAGGUCGUGGCAAAGCUCUGCUGGGAAAGGAUACAGCUGAGGCGCUGAAUGUGUUGAGAGUUGGACCCCCCAAACUCCCCAAAAGCGUACGCAAUCACAAGCGAAGGAACUUCUGUGGACAUUGCUAAGAAUUUUGCUGAUGUAUUUUCUGCAGUGGAUAAAUUGAAGGAUUUCCAGCUUAGAUAGCAUUUGAACAAAGAUGUUUCUAUUGCACAGCCUGUCAGAAGAUUACACUUUGGUUUAAGAGACAAAGUUGACAAGAAACUAGAUGAAUUCCUUAAAGAAGACAUCAUCAAGGAAGUGCCUAGUGGUCCAACAGAGUGGGUCUCACCGCUGGUGGUAGUACCAAACCCUGACGGAGACAUACGUGCCUGUGUGGAUAUGAGAAGAGUCAGCGAGGCAAUCGAAAGAGAAAGGCACCUAUUCCCACAUUGAAAAAGUUCUAUAACUUAAAUGGGUCAACAGUGUUCAGUAAAUUAGAUUUGAAGUGCGGCUUCCACCAGGUGGAACUUAAAACUGAGUCACGUCUUAUUACAACCUUUAUUACACACCGUGGUCUUUAUCAAUACAAAAGAUUAAUGUUCGAAACUACCUCAGAUACUGAUAAAUAUCAGAAAAUUGUCAAAGAUGUGUUUAUUGGCUGUAAAGGAGUUGCAAAUAUUACUGACGACCUGAUCAUCCAUGGAUGUGGAAUCAAGGAACACGAUGAGAAUCUGCUAGUUGUUCUACGCCGUCUCAGAGAACGUGGAUUGACUCUAAAUGAAAAGAAGUGUCAGUUCAGACUUCCAAAAUUAAUAUUCUUUGGACAUGACUUGAGCAGUAAAGGAAUCGCUCCGAGUGAAGAGGUGUCUACAGUUCAAACUGCCAAGCCUCCACAGAGUACCGCAGAGGUCGGAUCUUUCUUGGGCCUUGUACAGUAUUGUGCCAAGUUCUUACCAAAUUUCGCCCAAGUUGCCGAACCACUUAGAAUGCUGACGAGAAAAGACCAACAGUUUAUGUGGGAAGAUGCCCAGCAGAAAUCCUUCCAGAAACUGAAAGAUUUGCUAACCCGAACAGAAACACUUGCUUAGUUCAAUAAUGAAUGCAGGACACGUAUUGUUGCUGAUGCUGGUCCCACAGGCAUAGGAGCUGUCCUCACUCAGCUACAAGAUGGCCUGUGGAGUGUAAUAUCCUAUGCAUCAAGAAAUCUCACUGAUGUGGAAACGAGAUAUUCCCGAACUACGGGCUUGUGAGAGAUUCAAGUUGUUUGUUUUUGGUUGAGAGUUCAAGCGGGAGACUGACCAUAAACCUUUAAAGUACAUUUACAUCAAGUCUUCUAAGCCGUCUGCGCAGAAAGAGGGAUGGGUCCAUCGCCUACAGGAUUACAACUUAAAAGUGGUCUACCGCCCUGGUAACACAAACAUCGCAGAUGCUCUUUCAAGACUAAAUUCUGUGGAUAAAAAAGAUCACAGUUGUGAGGACGCCGACUUUGUUAGGGUUAUUGUACAAGUAGUGACGCGUGGAAUGAGGAUUGUAAUUCCUCAAAGCCGCAGAAGUGAAGUAUUGCGUUUAGCACAUGAAGGCUAUCAGGGCAUUGUAAAGAUGAAAAAUCGGUUACGAAGCAAAGUUUGGUGGCCCAAAAUGGACCGUGACGCUGUUCAAGUUUGUAAAAGUUGCCAUGGAACUCAGGUGGUCAGAGAGAUUAUGUGCACCUGAGCUUAUACAGCGGGUAGAACCAUCCUCUGGGCCAUGGCACGAUGUAGCAAUCGAUCUCCUAGGUAAUUUUUCUUCUGGAGAGAACUUUCUUGUAGUAGUUGACUACUACAACCGUUUCUUUGAAGUGGUUAUCAUACAUUCAACCACUUUCCGGAAGAUGAUAGAAGCGUUAAUGCCGAUUUUUACACGGUAUGGAUACCCAUGCAGCCUUAAGUCUGACAGUGCACCGCAGUUUGUGUUAUAGGAAUUUGAAAACUUCCUGGCUACACAUGGCAUCCAGCACCGGAAACCUCCACCCCUUUGGCCUCAGGCUAAUGGCGAAGUAGAGUACGGUAUCUUAAAAUUUCAUGAUAUACUUAAUACAACUAGGUUUAUUCAUGUACUCCUAUCAAAACCAUACUCUACCUUUAAAAUAUUAAUGUAAAUUUACUUUACAAACUCAAAUUCAUUCGUAUAAUACAAGAAACUCUUGUAAAUUUCGUCUGCCAUUCUGUCGUACUCGAAUCGAACAAUUUUCGGUAUUUUAUCAAGCACCUAAAUUUUAUAACACCUUAAACACUAACAUCAUCAAGGCUUCCUCUCCUUUUUUCUUUAAAAGAGCACUUAAGGCAUUUAUUUGUAAUUAUUAGUAUACUCCAACCAAAAUCUUGGAAAAAAGCUGUUUAAUAUUCGACUUUUGUAAACUUUCUUGAUAUUGUUAUUUUAAUUUUCCAUCUGAUAAUAUUUUCUGUCCAUCACCGCAAUUUUUAUGCCAUCUUUGAAAAAUUGUAAUUGAGGAGGCCUAAUUACCAUAAGCUUUAUAGUUUUCUUUAGGCCUCCUCGCCAUUCCUUUCUACAUUUUUUUGUAUCUUUUUGUAAUUGUAAUCGUGUGGAAAAUAAAUAAAUACAAAUACAAAUACAGAACAGAACUUUGCUAAAAUCACUCAAGUUAGCUGAAGCUGGAGGGAAGAAAUGGAAAGAUGAAUUGGAUAAAUUCUUGCUGGCCUAUAGAACCACCCUUCCCAGUAGCACGGGGGCAACCCCAGCAUUUCUUAUGUUUGGAAGAGAAUUGAAGAAAAAGCUUCCAGAACUGAGUCCAAACAAAAGUGUUCUGGAUGAAAGCACGAGAGAUCGUUACUGGAAUCAAAAGCUAGCAGGCAAAAUCUAUGCUAACAAACAACGGCAUGCUGUCGACAACCCAAUUACACCUGAAGACAGGGUUCUUCUCAAGAACACCAAGCUAUCUGGAAAUUUAGUUGCUAGUUUUGAGCCCUAUCCUUACACUGUUCAGACAAAGGGAGGGCAAGAACUAACCUCGAAAACGACCGACGGUACAGUGCAGCGGAGAAACAGUUCAAUUUUUAAGCCAUUCAGAACUCCACAGCUGCCGGACAACUCUACAGGAACUGAAACCUCAGAGGAUCGAGUGAUCCCACGCUCAGUUGCUGACACCGCAACCACGAGUGAGCCAAAGAGUAGACCGUCCCGAACUGUAUGGAUGCCAGCUAAGUUUAAGGACUUCGUGGUUCGUUAGGUAUACAAUUUUGAAAGACAGUGCACUCUUAAUAAUAUGUUCUCGAUAAGUGAACAGUUUGAAAAAGACAAUACUGCAUUUAGACUGCGGUUUAUUCAGAGUUAAAUAGACAUUAGUUUUGUCUAAGGUUUUCCUUGUCAUUAGUUUGUUUCUUUUCACAAAGGAAGAGAAUGUAGUGUUUAGACAUUUCGUUACUGUUAUAUAGAGGCGCGCAAAGAAUUAUGGUUCUGUAAUAUGGAGUGCUCGUUGGUGUAGAUUAAAGAAACCUGUUGAGUUUAUCUGCACUUAUUUGUGUAUUAACAGGCCAUCAUUACAACAUUGUUUCAGCUUUUAACUACUGCGAAAACAUAUUCUGGGUUACUAUCAUUUGUAGCCAUCUUGUCCCUCAGCUGACAAGAGUUGCCUCAAAAAAUCACUGUACCCUUAUUAUUAAAAUCAGAAUCAAAGUUAAAGCAAGUCAGUCUUACUUCUUGUGAACGUCUUCUCGGCGUUUACUUGGCGUUACUUCCUCCGAAUCGUUGCGAUCCAUAUCAAAGUGACAAUCGUGAGACAAAUGAUUUAGAAACCCUUGUUGUUUAUAUUCAUGUCUUCCCCGUAAAUUAUAUUAUCACUAUCGCUAUUUCGAUUCUUUCUGUUGUUGUUAUAAAUCUAGUUGUUAUGUUAAAAUCUUUUAACUUUUUUUCUUUUUUAAUUAUAGAUUUUCCUUACUCACUGUUACACUUGAGUGAAGGCGUAAUUCUUAAGCUUCAAGAAAGAUUUUCAUGGGACCGAGAUGCUCUGAAACGUGUACUAGAAUCGUUUGGGAUCGACCUAACCCCUGAAAAUGAGAGAGCUGCUAGUGAUAUUUUUAGAUCGUUCCCAGACACCCCAGUGAAGAUGCUGAAAGACGUAUUUGAGGCAUUACAGCUUUAUGACCUCCUAGAAUUGCUAGAAAUUAAACCGAUGAAACCAUACAGAUCACUUCAGCUAGAAUACACAUUAGAUGAGAUUAAGAGACUAAAUCCAAUAACUUACCACAGUUGUGGAGCUGUUCUCAUCAUUACCAACGACGAAAAUGCCUCUAAUGCAUCAGAGAUAAAAAACUUCUUUACUGAUCUUGAUAAUAAGAGUGAUGUAACAGAAGUAAUACAGGACAUCAAGCCGUUGAAGCAUUUAGAAGCGGAAAUUGAUGCAAUGAAAGAUGAAAUUUUGGCAUUUGCAAAUUUAUUGGAGGGUGAAACACAGAGGCAAACUAGAAUGACUCAAAUUCUUUUCAGUUUACGACUGCUGAUAAACGCUUUAGGCAAGUUAAAGCUGAAGAUCCAACAAGAAGGAAGUCAAGAUCAGCCGGUUAUUAUCAGGUUAUGGCAAUUAAAGCAUGACAUCGACAUAAUGAGACUGGACCUGAAAAAAAGAUUUCCAAAUCCAUCGAAGGGUCAAACAUGGCUGAGGCAAACUGAUGAAUUCAAAAGUUUUUUACAAUCGAUGAUGGUUACUGUGGAGAGGAUCCAAGAAAAUCUUACACAGCUAAUCCAAAGAAGUCAUGAAUGGUUUGUCAAAGAAAAGGAAAAGGAGGAACAGAACUUUCGAGAGAACGUUUCAGCUGUUGUCAACAGAUGGAUUCAUCGUCAGGGUAAGUAUGAAUAG
Messenger RNA from Porites lobata, 12251 nucleotides. The record is from the annotation of a GenBank genome assembly. Lineage: Eukaryota; Metazoa; Cnidaria; Anthozoa; Scleractinia; Poritidae.